Leopardus geoffroyi (Geoffroy's cat) is the source of this 947-nucleotide messenger RNA. RefSeq names its product brain protein I3 (gene BRI3). NCBI's taxonomy places the organism in Eukaryota, Metazoa, Chordata, Mammalia, Carnivora, Felidae. The transcript is spliced from 3 exons. The record is from RefSeq and is a predicted model, not a curated record. Bases 212 to 589 code for a protein of 125 amino acids.
GGCCGGGGGGGAGGCGCGGAGGGGAAGCCCGCGGCGCCCGCCUCCGAGAGGGGCCCAGCCCCGCAGCCGCCGUCGCUGCCGCCGCCGCCCGCGAGGAGCGGGUCCCGCCGGCGGGUCCGGGCGUCCGCGCGAGUCCGAGCCGGCGCGGGAGCCGGAGUCCGAGCGGGAGUCCGGGCGGGAGCCGGGCCGGGCGCGGUGGGCGCCGCCCGCCAUGGACCACAAGCCCCUGCUGCAGGAGCGGCCGCCCGCCUACAACCUGGAGGCCGGCCAGGGCGACUUCGCGUGCGGCCCGCACGGCUACGGUGCCAUCCCCGCCGCGCCCCCGCCGCCGCCCUACCCCUACCUCGUCACAGGGAUACCCACCCACCACCCCAGGGUCUACAACAUCCACAGUCGAAAUGUCACCAGGUAUCCUGCCAAUUCUAUCGUUGUCGUUGGAGGCUGCCCGGUCUGCAGAGUCGGGGUUCUGGAGGACUCCUUCACCUUCCUGGGCAUCUUCUUGGCCAUCAUCUUGUUCCCGUUUGGGUUCAUCUGCUGUUUUGCCUUGAGGAAGCGAAGAUGCCCCAACUGUGGAGCAAACUUCACUUAAAGGGAACAACACACCUGGCUUUCCUACAUCCAGCUGUCUUUUUCUAAUGUAAAUGUCGUGUACAGUAGCUUUAUUUGAUUAAGCUUCCAGGACUGUUUUGUAAAGUGAGGCGGGACAGACGGCGUGCGCGUGAGCUGCGGUUUCGUGGGGCGCAGGGGUCACGGCGUGGGGACGCAGCAGCACUGCUUCGGGGUGAAUGACAACUCAAUAAAGCACUGCUUCUAUUUUUUGCAGUCUUCAAUUUGAGAAAGGUGAGAAAUACUGUUUUAAAUAAAUGAGAUUCAUACCAUUGUUGACCUGGUUCUGCCUGGUGUGCACACUGCCACUUGUAUAAAUAAACUUGUGUGGACGUUGGAAA